Gorilla gorilla gorilla (western lowland gorilla) is the source of this 2416-nucleotide messenger RNA. RefSeq names its product neural retina leucine zipper (gene NRL). The coding region runs from base 574 to 1287 and encodes 237 amino acids. The transcript has 4 exons. Gene Ontology annotation, biological process: regulation of transcription by RNA polymerase II; retinal rod cell development. NCBI's taxonomy places the organism in Eukaryota, Metazoa, Chordata, Mammalia, Primates, Hominidae. The record is from RefSeq and is a predicted model, not a curated record. Gene Ontology annotation, molecular function: RNA polymerase II cis-regulatory region sequence-specific DNA binding; DNA-binding transcription factor activity, RNA polymerase II-specific. Gene Ontology annotation, cellular component: nucleus.
GGUUUGUCCAUGCUGGCCAAGCUGGUCUCCAACUCCUGACCUCGUGAUCCGCCUGCCUUGGCCUCCCAAAGUGCUGGGAUUUACAGGCGUGAGCCACCACGCCCGGCCUGGUCAUUCUUUCUCUCCACAAUCCAACGAGGAAACUCAUCUGCCUACCCAACUACCAUCAUAAAGUCCUCAGGUGAUUUCUCAAGCUAUACCUCCAUUGGGACAUCUCUCUCCAACCUGAGACCACUGGAUAUCACCCACAAUGCUAUAUAGCAUCUCGAACUCAGCAUAUCUAUGAUGGGUGUCUGCUCAGCAUCUACUCCCCUUUUCUGGCCAAUAAGAUAUGCAAAUGAUCUCCUUACCUCAUUGGUUGGAGGCCUCAGGACCACAGAUGACCUCAGAGAGCUGGCCCUUUAAGAAUGCCCUUUGGGCUCUGUGCCCACAGCCCCCUGGAGCUGAGCAGAGGCACCAGGCCCUACUCCAUGGAGCCUUCAGUCUCCUGGGAAGCUGUGCCUGUCUGGCUCUGGCACUGACCACAUCCUCUCGGCCAUUUCUGAAGUGCACUCCUCCCAGCCCAGCUCCAGAAUGGCCCUGCCCCCCAGUCCCCUGGCCAUGGAAUAUGUCAAUGACUUUGACUUGAUGAAGUUUGAGGUAAAGCGGGAGCCCUCUGAGGGCCGACCUGGCCCCCCUACAGCCUCACUGGGCUCCACACCUUACAGCUCAGUGCCUCCUUCACCCACCUUCAGUGAACCAGGCAUGGUGGGGGCGACCGAGGGCACCCGGCCAGGCCUGGAGGAGCUGUACUGGCUGGCUACCCUGCAGCAGCAGCUGGGGGCUGGGGAGGCAUUGGGGCUGAGUCCUGAAGAGGCCAUGGAGCUGCUGCAGGGUCAGGGCCCAGUCCCUGUUGAUGGGCCCCACGGCUACUACCCAGGGAGCCCAGAGGAGACAGGAGCCCAGCACGUCCAGCUGGCAGAGCGGUUUUCCGACGCGGCGCUGGUCUCGAUGUCUGUGCGGGAGCUAAACCGGCAGCUGCGGGGCUGCGGGCGCGACGAGGCGCUGCGGCUGAAGCAGAGGCGCCGCACGCUGAAGAACCGCGGCUACGCGCAGGCCUGUCGCUCCAAGCGGCUGCAGCAGCGGCGCGGGCUGGAGGCCGAGCGCGCCCGCCUGGCCGCCCAGCUGGACGCGCUGCGGGCCGAGGUGGCCCGCCUGGCCCGGGAGCGCGAUCUCUACAAGGCUCGCUGUGACCGGCUAACCUCGAGCGGCCCCGGGUCCGGGGACCCCUCCCCCCUCUUCCUCUGAGCCGUUCAGAGCACUUUGUGGUGUAGUGGGGGCUGGGUGGGGUGGCACCGCCCAGGAGGCGGCUGCACGGUUCUCUGCAUCGUUACCAGAGCGCCUUCUGGUCCUAGCCACGCCCUGUAUGACCGCGCAAAUAUCCCCAAAGUUUUUGGGUCCUCAAGUCAUGCCCGAAUUUAGAUGCUGGUCAUUUUCUGGAGAGGGGUCCCCUCCCCUUACGAACACAGAAACCCAGCCCACAUGACUAGCACGCUGAGCUCUGCAGCGACCAGUGCCAGGCACUGGGGGGUGGAAGUGUGGUGACACAGUGAAUGGGAGGUGGAGGAGGGUUGCAGCUCCCACCUCGGUUUAGUUUUUAAUUCAAGGUUUUCAACCUAUAACACAUUAAAGCUGUAAUUAGCAAUGAGGCUGUAUUUUCAUUCUGAAGCUUGUAACCUCCCCAUUUUAGCACUACAGAAUUUUCAAGAUUUCAAUAUCCAACAACUAGAUAGAUUAGGACCUCUAUCCGAGAUGCUUUUUCCCUGCCCAACCCUGUGGCCUUCAGGGCUCAGAGCAGCAAAGGCCUGAAGAGUGAGCUCUGGGGGUUGUUGGUGUGGGUUGGGAGAGAGCUGUGUGCAGAAGUCUGGAAACCUGGGUCCUAGUCCCAGCUCUUCCAUGGGAUCCCCCUGUCACCCUGAGCAAAUCAAUUGCUUCCUGGACUUGUGUUACUUCAUCUAACUCUCAUGUGGAUUGGACGACUUCUGCUCCCUUUCCAGUUCUGGCAUCUCCCCAGUAUGGAAGUCCCAGUGGUUUCCCCAAGAAGUCCCCAGGACAAUCUCGCCAAAGGCACCUCCUAUCCUGCUGCAGUUUCCCAGCUGCAGCCUAGGCAGGGGAUGCGCAGCCCAGGCGAGGAAGCCUGGCUUCUCUGUGAGCACAUACAUGGGUCCUCGGCAGCUCCCUCCAGGCUGUCUGGGCCUCCAGACCUGCACAGGGUGCUCCUGCCACCUCCCACCUCUCUGAGGGCUGAGGUGAGACUUCUCCUGGGAUGACAAUUUGCUGAGAGAGUGCAGCUUUUGUGAAUUAAACUUGAAGUCCAGGCAGAAUUCUAAUGCAAUCGGCUAAAUGUUCUUGCAAUUUAAGAAGUGUUCAUUCUUUA